Messenger RNA from Elgaria multicarinata webbii, 900 nucleotides. Its product is annotated as mitotic-spindle organizing protein 2A-like. The transcript is spliced from 4 exons. Lineage: Eukaryota; Metazoa; Chordata; Lepidosauria; Squamata; Anguidae. The record is from RefSeq and is a predicted model, not a curated record. Bases 1 to 699 code for a protein of 232 amino acids. Gene Ontology annotation, cellular component: spindle; centrosome.
AUGCUUUGCAGCUGCGGAAUCAAACGGAGGAAGGGAGACGAGCACCGCAGCGCGCCGCUGAUCGAACGGCGGGGAGCGAUGUCAGGCCCAGGUUUGGACGCGGCGGGGCUGGUGAAGGGGGCCGGGGCCGGGGCCGGGGCCGGGGCCGGAGGGUCGCGCGCUCGGCGGAAACUCCUGACGGCGGAAGAAGCGGAGCUGUUUGAGCUCGCGCAGGCGGCGGGCAGCGGCCUCGACCCGGAAGUGUUCAAGAUCCUGCUGGACCUUCUGCGCAUGAAUGUUGCCCCUUUGGCAGUCUUCCAGAUGUUGCGUUCCAUGUGUGCUGGGCAAAGACUUGCUGGUGCUGACGUUGCUCCAGAGCCAGCACGAGAGCCCCCAAUUGUCUCUGCCAAGACCAGUAAAAUCCCUGCACCACUCUCUUUUUCCUCUGUCCUUCGACCGCCACGAAUAAGAGUCACUAAGGCUGUGGUCUACAGUCCUGCUGCAGCUUACUCGCCUCUCUCUCAAGGUCCCCCUGGCUCUUUCCAGUUUUCUUGCUGCCUGUUCUCUCCUUUUGCAGGGAGAACCAGAACCAUUCCUGCAGCAACUGUGAACCAAGCUUUUCCGGAUCAUAGCAACCGUGAAGGAUCUGUUCAACGUAUACCUCGGCAGCCAAGUGCCAGUAGGCUGCAGAAGGCUGGAUGUCCUGGGAAAAGUACAUAGAUGCUUGGAAAGAGAAUGGCAGAAAUAUUUGUAGUUCCAGUAGUGCAGUGAAACUGCAACAUAGCAAAUAUAGCUAGUCAGGACUGAUUAGGAAUGUUUCAAAACAUCACGCAUAAGUUGUAUCAAGAAAGCAUGUGCAAAGAAUGGGAUGAAGAAUGAUUGCUACAUAAUACACUAAUUAAUAAAGAUUCUAAUGAACCA